AUGUCUCAAUACAUGUACACCAGUCUCGCCCCUUUACCUCCCGUCUUCUCUCACCUCCCCGACUCGAGAAGGGCGAAGGCGACGCCCUCCAAUUCCAACUCUUCUGCAGCCUCCAACCAACCCAAAAACACCUCGUCUGCCGCAACAGCAGCAGCAACACAACCACCGCCAACACCAACAGCUGCCUCCACGCCGCCAAUCUCAAAGGCAAAUCCCGCAGACUCCUCCCGCCUACCGCCCACGAGCAGGACAAAACACCACUACCACCAGCACCACCCCUCCACUCGCUUGCAGCAUAUCCGCACCUCUUCUUCCUCUUCUGCGUCACGAUCUUCUAACGAGACCUCGAUCACCCCCACGUCAACCACCCUCUCGAUCCCGCAGACAGCGUCUCCCACCGACUCGCGCGCGCCGUCCUCGCCAUCGUCGCCGAAGAAGCUCAAGCACAAGCACCACCACUCGCUCCAGGAGACACGUGCUGCCGGCGACCACGGCUUCGGCUCCCUCCGCUCUAGAGCGCCGGCGCGCCUCCGCAAGGAAAGCGGCAGCUUGAGCUCCUACGCCAAGUUCGCGCUCGCCUCCCCUCCGACACCCCGCACCACGGGCCUCACUCCCACGGAGAUAAAACAUGUCGCCAUGCUCGACAUGGACAUCUCGGGUCGUCAUCUGACCGCCGCCAAGGCGACCGGCACUCUGCCCUUCUCCCGCACCGAUAGCUUGUCCUCGGCCGCGCCUUCAACAGCGUCCAUCUCGGCCCGCACAAUGACCUCUACCGACCCCACUUCGUCGUUCGACGCCUCGCGUCCCUUCGUCUUGAAGAAUGGGCGCCAGUACCUGUCCGACAAUUCGUUACCCUACCCACUGCCCGUCGAUCUGGUCGAGCUGCAUCGCCAGUCAAUGCGCACGCUCAUGCUGAUCCAAGUCUUUGGCUCGCCAUUGUGCUCACAGGGCAACGAAGUCAAACCACCAAGUCGCGUGCUCGAGAUGGCAUGCGGCUCCGGCUUCUGGAGUCAAAUGUGCUUCCGCUACUUCAAGGGAAAGGGCCACACAGACACCGAGUACACCGGCAUGGAUAUUGGUCCCAUGGGCGCAACCGCCGGCGACGUGGAUCGCGACAUGAAGUGGCGCUAUGUACAGCAUGACAUGCGCACGAUGCCCUGGCCCUUUGCCGACGGCGAAUUCGACCUGAUCAUGGUCAAGGAUACCAGCUUGGUAGUGACAAGCCCGCACUCCGUCCAAUCCACCAUGGACGAGUACAUCCGCAUCCUGCGCCCUGGCGGCACCAUUGAAUUCUGGGACAGCGACCACCAGAUUCGCAUGCUCCGGCCCCACGCCGCGCCACUGGCCUUGGACACCCCAGAAGGCGCCGCCGCCGUGGCGCUCGGCGCAUACCCCCUGUCAUCCAAGACACCACUCAGCGCGCCGCUGAACAACUACCUAGUCGAAUACAACUCGUGGGCCCACCGCGCGCUCGAGUCGCGCAACCUCAGCCCCGUGCCGUGCACCAUCAUCGGCCCCGCGCUCAUCCAGGAGUGCGAGGUGCUCAAGGACAUACAAUCGCGCCGCCUGGCGAUCCCGCUAUCGGAAGUUCGCUGGGAGCGCGAGGGCGUCGGCGGUGUCGUUACCAAGGAUGGCAAGUCGUACAUCGAGACGGGCAAGGGCAAGUCCAAGCCGGACUCGCAGAAGAAGACGCUCACGCCCGCGCAGGCGGCUCUCCGCCGCACGGCGCUGACGACCGUCGUCCAGCAGAUCCAGAGCUUGGAGCCGCUCCUCAGGGAGACCUCGGGCAAGAGCCAGGACGAGUGGGACGGCUGGCUUGGCAAGAUGAUGAACGACUUGACCAGGGAGAACGGCACGAGUUGGGGAGAGUGCCUGGAGGUAGGCGCAUGGUGGGCGCGGAGGAAGUAG
Molecule: messenger RNA, 1908 nt
Organism: Colletotrichum aenigma
Lineage: Eukaryota; Fungi; Ascomycota; Sordariomycetes; Glomerellales; Glomerellaceae
Exons: 1
Coding region: 1-1908 (635 amino acids)
Source: RefSeq, a predicted model, not a curated record